AUGGGCGACAAGAAUCCGGCCGAUAUUUUGGUAUUUUCUGCUUCGGAUUGUAGCGUGGACAAUUCGUCCUUGACUGGUGAAUCCGAACCUCAAGAACGCACAAAGGAGAAUAAUAUGCAGAAUCCUCUGGAGGCUUCCAAUAUCAUGUUUAACAGUACCUUGGUUGUCUCUGGCGAAGCCUACGGGAUCGUUAUUCGGACGGGCGACCGUACAGUGCUUGGUCAAAUCGCCCAUCUCACUGCUGGCGAAGAAAAGAUGAGGUCUCCACUGGCUCAUGAGAUUGACAAUUUUGUGAGAUUGAUUGCAACCAUCGCCAUUGUGACCGCUAUCAUUUUCUUCGGCAUUGCCUUCCCCGUCAACAACAACAAUGCGUCUUUGGCUAUCAACUUUGCCAUUGGCAUCUUUGUAGCCUGGGUCCCUGAAGGAUUACCGGCCACUGUUACCAUGCUCUUGACGAUUGCAGCCAAGAGAAUGGCCAAUCAGAAUGUCCUUGUCAAGGAUUUGCAAGGCGUAGAAACGUUAGGAGCUAUUACAUUACUGGCAACCGACAAGACUGGCACCUUGACUCGCAACCAGAUGACCGCUGCCAAUAUUUGGAUCUGUGGCGAGCUCUACGAGACUUCAGCCAGCGCCGGUGUAGAGAAAAAUAUUGCUAGACUUGAAAGUCCUGGAGUGAUGGACAUUCUGCACAUUUUCGCCCUCUGUUCUCGCGCAAAGUUUGAUCGGACUGACGUGCCUAUCAAAGAUCGCGAAAUUCUGGGUGAUGCUACAGAAUCUGGCCUCAUUCGCUACGCUGCUGAACGACUCAACAACUUUGAUAGGCUUGUUGAGGAACAUCACAAGGUUUUUGAGUUGCCCUUCAACUCUGAUACAAAGUGGCAUAUGACUAUCCACAAGAAAGCCCAUUCUAACGGUCCCUUGACUCUCUACAUCAAGGGUGCUCCAGAACGUGUGUGGCGUCUUUGUAGUCGCAUUCUUACCGGCCCCAAUGGCGAAUCCAAUCAGCUGACAGACGACCACAAAAGGGCUUAUGAUGAGACCUAUGAGCACAUGGCCAGUCGCGGACAUCGUGUUUUGGGCUUUGCUCAAAUGUUGUUGCCUAGUAACCAAUACCCCACGGACUUUGCUUUUGACAAGAAGACCAAAAAUUAUCCUCUAGGUGAUUUUACCUUUGUUGGUCUUACUUCCCUACAAGACCCACCAAAGCAUGGUGUGCGUGAAGCCAUCGGGCGCUGUCGAGCCGCCGGCAUCAAGGUCAUUAUGGUAACUGGUGACCAUCCCUUAACCGCUGAAGCCAUCGGUCGCAAGAUCAAUUUAAUGCUCAGCGAUACCAAGACCAUGGUAGCUAAGAAAACUGGUCGACGAUUGGAGGAAAUUGAUGAAAACGAAUACAAGGCCAUUGUGAUACACGGUGAACAAAUUGACAAAUUGUCGGACACAGAGUGGGAUAAUAUCUUUUGGAAAGAUGAAAUCAUCUUUGCACGUACUUCCCCCAAGCACAAGCUGGAAAUUGUCCGCCGCGCUCAGCACAUGGGGCAUAUUGUAGGCGUCACAGGUGACGGCGUCAAUGAUUCUCCAGCUCUCAAGAAAGCUGAUUUGGGUAUUGCCAUGAAUGUAUCUGGUUCUGAUGUCUCCAAGGAGGCAUCGUCCAUGAUCUUGUUGGACGACAACUUUGCAAGCAUCAUUCGUGGUGUAGAAGAGGGUCGACUUAUCUUCGUCAACCUUAAAAAGUCGAUCCAGUAUACCAUAUCCCACUCAACGCCUGAGGUCAUCCCCAACCUGCUCUAUGUCAUCGUACCCAUUCCACUACCUUUGUCUGCAAUCCUGAUCUUGGUAAUUGAUCUUGGUUUUGAACUUAUUGCGGCCCUUUCGUUUGCCUGGGAUCCUCCAGAGACCGAGGAAGGUUUGAUGAAGCUGCCUCCACGGAAGCCAGUAACACCUGAAACCUGCAACAUCUUCCGUCGUCGGGCGCUGCGACAGACAAGAUCUCAUUUUGAUGAGGAGGCUGGCGUCGUUAUCUCCCCCGAGGGUCAAACCCGAAUGCGAAAACAUAUCUACAAUGUGAGUCAGCUUUUCACCAAAGAGUACUGGGUGGACAAAUUUGAGAACACAGGCGCGGAAGUGUUGGUGGAUGGGCCACUUCUCUCCUGGUCUUAUCUUGAGAUUGGUCUAGUUGAAGCUGUCGGUGCUUUAACGGCGUUUUUUGUUGUCAUGUAUCGCCGUGGUAUCUCUCCGCGGGAUGCCCAUGUUAUGCAAAAAGGAGCCGGCCCCCCAACAAACUACUGGACCGAAAAUGCCGAACUCUACAACGGUAUCGACGGACCAACUCAAGUUGACAUCCUGGCCGAAGCGCAAUCCAUGUACUACUGGUCCAUCAUGACGAUGCAAAUGUGGAACUUAUUCGCUUGCAAGACCCGUCUCACACUUCCCUUUGGGAAGUAUAUGUUUGCAAACCGGGCGACUUUCUAUUGCAUUCUUUCUGGAGCCUCUUUGGCUGCCUUCAUCAUUUACACUCCAGGCGUGGAGGUUGUGUUCAAAACCUCCCGUAGUCUCCUUCCUCUCUACUGGUUGAUCCCCAUGGCAUUUGGUCUCUUCAUUGUUUUUUAUGCUGCGCUACCCAAUCUUUUGGUAGCGCGCUAUCUUUAUACCAGUUAG
Molecule: messenger RNA, 2655 nt
Organism: Pochonia chlamydosporia 170
Lineage: Eukaryota; Fungi; Ascomycota; Sordariomycetes; Hypocreales; Clavicipitaceae
Product: aminophospholipid-transporting P-type ATPase
Exons: 1
Coding region: 1-2655 (884 amino acids)
Biological process (GO): potassium ion import across plasma membrane; sodium ion export across plasma membrane; proton transmembrane transport
Cellular component (GO): membrane
Molecular function (GO): ATP hydrolysis activity; P-type sodium:potassium-exchanging transporter activity; ATP binding
Source: RefSeq, a predicted model, not a curated record